Mesorhabditis spiculigera is the source of this 339-nucleotide messenger RNA. The record is from the annotation of a GenBank genome assembly. NCBI's taxonomy places the organism in Eukaryota, Metazoa, Nematoda, Chromadorea, Rhabditida, Rhabditidae.
AUGCUCGUGCAAGGACGGGUCUCAUGCCCUUACCACCCUGAACUCAUCUCAUACUUGACUGUUGAGCUGCAUGAUCUAGAUCCGCUCCCUUGGGAAAUUGACGAUUUAAUGGGAAGAAGCCAUACCUUUGAAAACGGAACAUUCCAAGUUAGUGGGUGCGGGUCCGACCUAGGACCGUCAAAUACCCCGGAUCCUUACUUGAAGAUUACCCACUUUUGCCCAGCUAAAAAUACGAAAGGUAUUCCAUUAAAAGCCCGUCACUUGAAAGUUGACGUCAUCCCCGUCUUCCUCCCAAAUAUCUUGAAACUGGGCCGUAUUCGACUGGACGACGAUGGAUAU